AUAAAAUCAUGCGACAAAAGAAAUUUUUUUUACCCACCAAUUUUUUUCUCUCUAAUUUUCUUGGUUGAAUUACAUUAUAAGUAAUUCAGUUAUAUGUUACUAACUGAAAAUGUUAUCAUAACGCGUUAAAUGCGUGAGCGUCGUACAUAUCAUGAUUAUCGACUUCCGUAAUGAGCAAUUAACCUCAUUUUCCCUAAUAAGCAUAAAAUGAUUGUUUUUUUUACGUGAUUAAAUUUCCGUUCAACUCUUUCCUCCUUUUUUUUUUCCUUUAAUAAUGUCUAUUUCAAAAUUACCUAACGAAUGUUUACAAGAAAUUUUUAGUUAUAUAGAUCGAGUAAAAACGUUAUAUUCAAUUAUUCUCGUUAAUCGUAAAUGGUGUCAAAAUGGCGUUAUACGUUUAUGGAGAAAACCUUUUAGGAAUAGUAUUGAAAUUUCAAAACAGAUAAAAAUCUGUCCAAUUUUAAUUAAUUUUAUCAUACUUGAUAAAGAUUUAAAUAUUAAAGAUAAAUUGAUAAAAGAUUAUUAUAAAAAAUUUCAAAAAGAAAAUUCGAAACCUUUUAAUUACUCGUUUAAUUAUCCAAGUUUUAUUACUGGAAUUGAUUUGGAUCGUAUAAUUAGAGCUAUCACGAUAUUUACGCAAAAAAAUAAGAAUAGUCUUUAUCGUAUACCAGGAUAUAAAAAAGUUUCGAAAAUUGAUCAAGUUAUGACUUUCUUGUUUAUAAUCUUAAGAGUUAUAACGUUUAAAGGAGCAAAUAUUAAACGAUUUAUAAUCAAUCUGAAAGAUAGGAAUGUGAACAUGUUUUUCGAUAAUGAUGAUACUUUUGGGAAUAAAUGGGAUAUAACAAAGUUUAAACUCGAAAAUACUCUUACAACCUUUCUCUCAAUGGAUGCGACAAAGAGAUGCCUUAAAAAUCUUAGAUAUUUUGUAUGUGAUAUUUUAAUAGAUAAAUCGAAUAUUUUAAAAACUUUAAUAGCCACAUGCACAAAUCUUCAAGGGAUUAAGGUACAAGAUGAUUCUUAUAAUUUUAUUAAAGAUACUUUGAUAUCUUUAAUUCAAAAUCAAAAUAAUUUGGAACAUUUACAUAUUCAAGGGAGUUCAAAUUCUGAAUCUGAUCAAAAUACUGAAUCAAAUAUUACGGAUUUAGUUUUAUCAUUGGAAAAAAAUGCCAGUUCUUACAAGAAAAUUUUAUUUGAAAAUGGUUAUAUAGAUAAUGAUAUAGCAUUCAAAACUUUAAUGAAUUGCAAUAAUCUUGAAAUUUUACAAAUUAAAGAUUUAAAAAUUCCUUACAAAAAUUUUGAAUUAUUGGCUUUGGCAGAAUUUCCAAAAUUAAAAUGUUUGAGUUAUAUUAAUACUGUUAUUGAAACUGGAAAACCUUAUAUAACAAAUCCUUUCGUUAGAAUUAUUAAUAAUAAAAAUAUCUCAUCAAAAUUACAGAAACUUCAUUUGGUAGGGUUCGUGAAUGUAGAAAAUUAUAAAUUGUUGAGUGCUACGGCGGAUAAUUUUAAAAAUUUAAUAGAUUUAUGUGUUCAAAUUACGAGAAAAGAAGAGAUACCACUUUUAUCUAUGAUCAUGAAGAAUUGUUCAAUGAUGAAACAAAUUAGAUUAGUAAAUCCUUUAACAUCUUAUAAUUUUAAAGAAUUUAAGGAAUUUAUUAGGGAAUGGUCGAUAGAGAAAAGGAAAAAGAUUAUAAGAUUUGAUGAUUAUGGACUUCAUGUUCAUAUUGAAUGGGAGUAGGCAAUAUGUAGGGUGUAGGAAUAUGUAGGGUGUAAGGAUAUGUAGGGGAAUAGGGAUGGACGCUUUUAAAAAAAAAAAUUGUUGCUAUUACUAUCUUUUUUUUAGCUAUAGAUUCUUUUUUUUUUUGUUGAAAAAUAGAGUUGAUUAAACAUUUUGUAAAUUUUAUGUAUCUUUUAUUUUCUCUUAUGAUAGGUGAUUUCGAUAUAUUAAAGAUAAAUAAUAAUAAAGACCAUAAAAAUGAUCGCGUUAUCGCGUUAAA
Molecule: messenger RNA, 1994 nt
Organism: Rhizophagus irregularis DAOM 181602=DAOM 197198
Lineage: Eukaryota; Fungi; Glomeromycota; Glomeromycetes; Glomerales; Glomeraceae
Molecular function (GO): protein binding
Source: RefSeq, a predicted model, not a curated record